This is a messenger RNA of Branchiostoma floridae (Florida lancelet), 1173 nucleotides long. Its product is annotated as DNA repair protein complementing XP-A cells homolog. NCBI's taxonomy places the organism in Eukaryota, Metazoa, Chordata, Leptocardii, Amphioxiformes, Branchiostomatidae. Gene Ontology annotation, cellular component: nucleotide-excision repair factor 1 complex. The record is from RefSeq and is a predicted model, not a curated record. The coding region runs from base 124 to 978 and encodes 284 amino acids. Gene Ontology annotation, molecular function: damaged DNA binding. The transcript has 7 exons. Gene Ontology annotation, biological process: base-excision repair; nucleotide-excision repair involved in interstrand cross-link repair; nucleotide-excision repair, DNA damage recognition.
ACAAUUGAAUAUUUUACUUUGAAUAUUUAUCUAUUAAACGUUCAAAAACUGUAAAUUUUAGACUCUUUUGACUACUGAAUCGGUCGGUGAUAAAUUCCGUGCUAUGUUUCUUACAUCAGCACAAUGGCGGCAACAACAGAAGACGGAAGUAGCGCGAACGUCCAGACAGCUAUGACUUCGGAAAGUCCCCCCGAACCACUGUCAGAUGCGCAGAGGGCAAAGAUAGAGCGAAAUAGACAACGUGCCUUACUCCUGAGGCAAGCAAGACUUUCCAGCAGACCCUAUGCCGACCCUUCAGAAAGACCCAGAGGACAGGGUAAGUCGUCCCAAGGGAAACUGCCAGGCAGAGUGAUAGACUCUGGAGCAGGGUUCCUGAUAGAGGAGGAUGAGGAGGGGGAGGAUCCAACAGCUGACAUCAAGGUUGUGCACAGACCUGGUCCCAUCUUGGAGCCAGACCGUGUCGCCUGUGAGCUGUGUAACAGUGAGAUCAGUGACUCCUUCCUCUACAACAGCUUUGAUGUGCCUGUAUGCGAUGGGUGCAAAGAUAUGGAGGAGAAGCACAAGUUGAUCACCAAGACUGAAGCCAAGCAGCAGUUUCUGCUGAAGGACUGUGACUUUGACCAGAGAGACCCUCCCCUGAGGUGUAUCAUCAGGAAGAACCCACACAACCAGAGAUGGGGGGACAUGAAACUCUUCCUGCUCUACCAGGUGAGAAAACGGGCCUAUGAGAUCUGGGGAGAUGAGGAUGGGCUGGAGCAGGAGAGGGAGAGGAGGGAGGAGAACAAGAGGAUCAAGAAACAGAAGAAGUUUGACAAGGACAUUAAAGAAUUAAGAAAGGCAGUGAGAAGCAGUACAUGGACCAAAGACACCUCCUCUCACCAGCAUGAGUUUGGACCAGAGUCAUACGAUGAGGAGUCAGACAUGUACAGCAAGAAGUGUGGCACCUGUGGGUUUGUACAGUCGUAUGAGAAGAUGUAGAUAUGAAGGAAAUGUUUCUUAUAUUAGUAUGUAGGUACAAAUGUGAUGCUCAGGGAAAUGUAGAGGUUAUUUGAGAACAGUUAAAAUUUAAUUGUGAUCACAUAGUAGACAAUUUAGCAAUUGAAAUUGUCUACAACUUUGCACGAAUAAGAGAAAACUUAAUAUUCUAUUAUCAUCACAUAAACACAUCUUAAU